Molecule: messenger RNA, 714 nt
Organism: Striga hermonthica
Lineage: Eukaryota; Viridiplantae; Streptophyta; Magnoliopsida; Lamiales; Orobanchaceae
Source: the annotation of a GenBank genome assembly
AUUCCCGCAUCGUUGAUGAAUGGAUUCAGGGCUUAGAGUUUAUCUUUGAGGUCAUGGAAUGCCCCGAUAGGUAUCGCGUAGUUUGCGCUCAGCUUCAGCUCACUGGUGAUGCGAGGCUCUGGUGGAACGCCUACUGGAGCAUGCGUCCCGGUGAAAAGGUGGGUUGUACAUGGGACAUGUUCAAGGAUUUAGUCCGUGAAAAGUACUACCCUUCCUACUAUCGGGCAGAGAUGGAGCGUCAGUUCUUAGCGCUCCAGCAGGGCACUCGUACGGUUGAUGAGUACGAGCGAGAGUUCACUAGACUUGCAGCUUUCGUACUGGAUCUGGUUCGCAUGGAGGUUCAGAGAGCAAAGCGGUUCAUCGAUGGGCUUUACCCAGUAGUCCGCCACAACAUCGUGGGACACGAGACUCAGACCUACGCUUGUGCAAUUUCUAUCGCCCAGGAGGUGGACGCUAGUAUCAGGAGGGAGGCAGUUCGUGAUCGUGCCCAGCCAUCCGCCCCAGUUCAGCCAUUCGCAGCUCCACCAGCUCUACCAACCCCUCAGCCGGCAAAGCAGAAGAAGAGGAAGGGAAAGGGUGAACAGACUGACCGGAGGACCCGACAGAGACAACAGCUGAUUCCACCGUGCCCGACCGGCGGACGACUUCACAGGGGAGAAUGCCACGUGGGACAGGACAUCUGCUACUACUGCCACAAGCCAGGACAUUUUGCGA